Molecule: messenger RNA, 534 nt
Organism: Pichia membranifaciens NRRL Y-2026
Lineage: Eukaryota; Fungi; Ascomycota; Pichiomycetes; Pichiales; Pichiaceae
Exons: 2
Coding region: 1-534 (177 amino acids)
Biological process (GO): double-strand break repair; single strand break repair
Cellular component (GO): nucleus
Molecular function (GO): DNA 5'-adenosine monophosphate hydrolase activity; double-stranded RNA binding; mismatched DNA binding
Source: RefSeq, a predicted model, not a curated record
AUGUCAUUCAAGUAUGCACUUGUGCCAUAUAUCCGUGCGCCUGAAAAACACCCGAGUGUGGUUCUGUACUAUGACGAGAAUGUGUCGAUAAUUAAAGACGCCUUUCCUAAGGGCAAAGUACACCUGUUGAUAUUACCAAGAAAUGAAGAAACAAGCAAGAAGAGGUCUCAAGAGGCUUUCAAGGAUGAAAAGACGAGGAAACUGCUAGAGGGCUAUGUCAACCAAGGGGUUGAAUUGGCACACAAGGCAUUUAAUAAAACGUGGAAACGGAUAGAUGGGGAUGAACAGAAGAAGAUGAAAAUAAUUGUGUGUUGCCACUCUGUUCCAUCGUUGAACAACCUGCACAUUCAUGUGUUAACCACGGAUAUGUGUGGAAAGAACAUGAAGAACAAAAAGCAUUACAACAGCUUUACAACGGAGUUCGCAAUAAAAUUUGACGAGUUUCCCCUAAAAGAGGAUGACUACAGGCUUCAAGAUAAAGGCAGGUGUGAGUCGUUGCUUAAGCAAGAUUUGUUUCAAGAAAAUGCAAGCUAA